AUGGAGGGCCGUCUACUACGCAUGGUUCGGGAGCGCGCGGCGGAGCAAGCACCUGCGAGUGGCCAGCAAGGAGGAAUCAAUGAAGGAGGAGUUGAGCACGAGGCUCCUGGUGCCGUGGGCAUUGAUGGAGGAGUUGUUGCACCGACCAUUGACACGGGAAUGAUCGGGGCGAGCUACGGUACCCAGUUAGCCCAACUCAGGAAAGGAGAUGAUGAGACGGCGGAAUCCUACUGCAAUAGGGCCCGCACCAUCCGAGCGGAGCUGCUGACCAUUGGACAGGAGGUCCACAUGGCCACGUUUGACGCCCACGUGCUGAAGGGCCUACCACCGGAGUACGGAUUUCUUCGCCGCAAGCUCGAAAUUUCCAGCCCUGACGUGACGGUGGAACGCGUGUGCAGCAAGGUGUUGAUGGAGGAGCAGACUCUCUCCAUCGAACAGAGUUACAAGCAGAUCACCAGCGAUGCAUCUGCUUUCUCGGGCGCUGUCAACACAAUCGUGGCUGUAACGGGGGUCAACGGGAAGGAAGGAAAAGGGGGGAGGGAGCAGACGGACAAGAAGAAGGAUGGCAAGCGGGAGAAGAAGCGAGCCCCCUUCAAGGGGCGCUGCUACAACUGCAAUGAGGAGGGGCACAUGGCUGCCAAGUGCCCCAACAAGAAGAAAGAUACAACGCCAGCGGCAGCCGCAAACGUAGCUAAAGGAGACGAGAAGGGCGUGGCGCUCACCGUCGCGUGUUCGGCUGCAAAGUUGCUAGCCGACGAUAAGGACUUGUGGUUCCUUGACUCAGGAUGCUCCCAACACAUGACCGGCCGCAAGGAGUGGUUCACGGUGAUCCGUGACCCAUCUGCAACGAAAUCGGUCAAAGGGUUUGAUGGUUCUAUGCAGAAAGUUGCCGGUGUUGGUGAGGUUUUGCUGGAGGGCACUAACGGCUUGUGUGUGACCCUAAAUGAUGUCCUCUUUGUGCCAGGAAUGAAGGCCAACUUGGUCUCCCCUGGGCAGCUCUUGGACAAGGGAGCAAAGCUGCAAACCGAGGAAGGUGUCACUCGCAUCAUCGCAUCAGGAGGUCAAGUGGCUGCAACGGCACGAUACGGCCAUCGCCUUCACUGCCUUGACCUGAAACCGGGGCCAGCAAGGAACGGUGCAACGACAACAGCGGCAUGCAACGGCACGGUGGCUGCAGCAGCAUGCACCGAUAUGGCGGAUGGAGCGGCGAGCAACGGCACAGGGGCUGCAUCGGCAUGCAACGGCACGACGGCUGCAACGACACGGGGAAGGAGAUUGCUGAUGUGGCGUCAAGCAAGCCGGAAGCUAAAGAUGGAGCGGCCAGCCUCAAGACGUACGCGGUGGGCUCCAAGGCAACGCCCAACCUAUGGCACGCUCGCCUUGGACACGUCCGAUUCGAUGCGGUGA
This is a messenger RNA of Closterium sp. NIES-65, 1407 nucleotides long. Lineage: Eukaryota; Viridiplantae; Streptophyta; Zygnematophyceae; Desmidiales; Closteriaceae. The record is from the annotation of a GenBank genome assembly.